AGCGAUACGGACUGACUCUUUCGCUGCACUCAGGUCGGUCGUCCUACAUGACCCGUCCGGCUUAAAGGCCACCUCCCGCCAACUUUCCUUCCGUAGCGGCUCCCCGUCCUCCAUCUCCCCUGCAUCUGGCCGUUACCAUUGCGCAUAAUGAACCCCUCAGAUCCUGCCGAAGUGGCAGAGAUUGCAAAAUCUGCUGCCUUUUCCCAUGAUGCUCAUCGUGACGAGAAGAAUGAUCGCAUAUCAGCAGAGCUGCGACAGACCAGCUCGCCUGAGAUUGAGGAGGUUCACGCAACCACCGAGAAGGGCGUGGGGAGCUCGUCGGUCCCCUAUGAAGACGACGCGGCUUUACAAAAGAUCCUCCCUACCUAUGAUGAACUGAAGACCCUCCGUCGAGUGGCUGGCAAGAUACCUUGGACGGCCUACACAGUGGCUUUUGUUGAGUUGUGCGAACGGUUCUCUUACUAUGGAACAACUGCCGUUUUCGUUAACUUCAUUCAGCGUCCUCUUCCUGCGGGCUCCUCUGCCGGUGCGACUCAUGGCCGUGAUAACUUGGUCCCUGGUGCCCUUGGAAUGGGCCAGCAAGCAUCCACCGGCUUGACCUUGUUCAACUCCUUCUGGUCGUACAUAAUGCCCCUCAUGGGUGCCUUCAUGGCCGACCAGUACUGGGGUCGAUUCCGCACAAUCAUGUUCUCCAUCGCAGCCGCCUUGGUCGGACAUACCAUCCUCGUCAUAUCCGCCAUCCCACCGGUGAUUAAGAAUCCGCAUGGGGCAAUUGGUUGCUUUUCAAUCGGACUGAUAAUCAUGGGAAUCGGAACAGGUGGUUUCAAGUCUAACAUCUCACCAUUGAUCGCGGAGCAAUAUCGGGAGGAAAAGCCGUAUAUCAAGACCCUCGCUUCCGGAGAGCGCGUCAUCGUCGACCCUGCCGCCACCGUGGCGCGCAUCUACCUCUAUUUUUACCUGAUGAUCAAUAUCGGCUCCAUCCUGGGCCAGGUGAGUAUGGUAUACGCGGAGCGGUACGUCGGCUUCUGGCUCUCGUAUCUCCUUCCGACCAUCAUGUUCACAUUCUGUCCCACCGUCCUGUUCCUCUGCCGCAACAAGUACUACCUAGUCAAGCCGACUGGGUCUGUGUAUAUCCAGGCAUUCCGACUGUGGAAACUGGCCAUGCAGGGGCGCUGGUCUCUGAAUCCUGCCAGGCUAUUCAAAAAGAACCCAGCCCCUUUCUGGGAACCAGUCAAGCCUAGCGCACUGGGGCCAAAUCGUCCUCAAUGGAUGACAUUCGACGACGAAUGGGUGGAUGAGGUUGCCCGUGGUCUAAAAGCCUGCAGAGUAUUCUUAUGGUACCCUCUAUACUGGCUUGCAUACAACCAAAUGCUCAACAACCUCACCUCCCAAGCCGCCACCAUGAAACUCGGCGGCGUCCCCAACGACAUCAUCAACAACCUCAACCCCCUCUCCCUGAUCAUCUUCAUCCCCAUCAUGGACCAACUCAUCUACCCCGGACUCCGAAAAAUCGGCAUCAAAUUCACCCCCCUCAAACGCAUCACCGCCGGCUUCUUCACCGCAGGCCUCUCCAUGAUCGCCGCCACCGUAACCCAAUACUACAUCUACCAGAAAGGCCAAUGCGGCAAACAAGCCAACUACUGCCUCGACGAAUACAACUCCCACUCCCCGAUCUCCGUCUGGGUCCAAGCCCUCGUCUACAUCCUCGGCGGUCUCUCCGAGAUCUUCGCCUCCGUGACCUCCCUCGAAUACGCCUUUACCAAAGCCCCCCGCAACAUGCGCUCGCUGGUCCAGGCCGUCGCGCUCUUCAUGAAUGCCUUUUCCUCUGCGAUCGGACAGGCCUUCGUGGGAUUAUCUAAUGACCCGCUCCUGGUUUGGAACUACGCCGUGAUCGCUAUUCUGGCCUUCGUCGGCGCAGGAGGUUUCUGGUUGACGAACUAUAAAUUAGAUCGUCAGGAAGAUGAACUGAAUCAUCUCCCGGAGAGCCAGUAUCAGGGUCGCUCGGCUGAUCAUGUCGAUGAGGAACAUAGGUAGGAUAGGGAUAGGGAGGCGUGAUGGGAGGAGUUAUCUGUCUAUGUAUCCAUCUGUAUCAUGCAGCCUACUAGCUGUACAGCCUUAAUACUUCCGUAGGAUGAGAAUUCAUGAAAUUGGGGGUUGUCCUUCCUGGGACAGGGUCCGGUUCGUAUUUUUCUCGACCUACUAAGCUUCAGCAUGUUCAUCUAUGUCUCUGUCCAUGCUUUCU
Molecule: messenger RNA, 2242 nt
Organism: Aspergillus ibericus CBS 121593
Lineage: Eukaryota; Fungi; Ascomycota; Eurotiomycetes; Eurotiales; Aspergillaceae
Product: putative MFS peptide transporter
Exons: 6
Coding region: 148-2034 (628 amino acids)
Biological process (GO): transmembrane transport; oligopeptide transport
Cellular component (GO): membrane
Molecular function (GO): dipeptide transmembrane transporter activity
Source: RefSeq, a predicted model, not a curated record